AUGGCAAGCAGUGCAGCACCAAACUUGGAAGAUGUCCCAUCAACGGAUCUCAUGGCUGAGCUCCUUCGUCGCAUGAACUGUUCCACCAAACCCGACAAGCGUCUCAUACUCAUCGGCCCUCCUGGAUCGGGAAAAGGUACUCAAUCACCAAUCAUUAAGGAUGAGUACUGCCUAUGCCACUUGGCUACUGGUGAUAUGUUGAGAGCUGCUGUUGCUGCUAAAACCCCUCUUGGUAUUAAGGCUAAGGAGGCAAUGGAUAAGGGGGAACUUGUUUCAGAUGACUUGGUUGUUGGCAUUAUAGAUGAAGCAAUGAAGAAACCUUCAUGUCAGAAAGGUUUCAUUCUAGAUGGAUUUCCUAGGACUGUGGUCCAAGCACAGAAGCUUGAUGAAAUGCUUCAGCAACAGGGAAGUAAAAUUGAUAAGGUGCUUAAUUUUGCAAUUGAUGAUGCAAUUUUGGAGGAGAGGAUUACGGGUCGCUGGAUCCAUCCUUCAAGUGGUAGAACCUACCAUACGAAAUUUGCACCUCCCAAGGUUCCUGGUGUUGAUGAUGUAACUGGAGAACCUUUGAUUCAACGCAAAGAUGAUACUGCAGCUGUUCUAAAGUCAAGACUGGAGGCAUUUCACAAGCAAACUGAACCAGUUAUUGAUUAUUACAAGAAGAAGGGUGCUGUUGCUGAGCUUCAUGCAGAGAAACCUCCAAAGGAGGUUACAAAUGAAGUAAAGAAAGUGCUUUCCUCGUGA
Molecule: messenger RNA, 741 nt
Organism: Dovyalis caffra
Lineage: Eukaryota; Viridiplantae; Streptophyta; Magnoliopsida; Malpighiales; Salicaceae
Source: the annotation of a GenBank genome assembly